AUGGAUCAGAUUGAAGGUCGCUAUGCGCGUCUCACCACCCUGGUCCAGAGACUCAAUCCCGACAUUGAUAUCGAGGAUGUCCUGGCCCUCCCGUCCGAUGCCUUCCGGGACAAAGAGCGUGAUGCGUUCGAAUGGAGCCUAGACUCAUCAGCAGGCUUGGAUGGCAUGGCGUCUUUGCCUGCGAGCACCGAAGUGGGCUAUCCUGAUAAGGCAGAAACAGCGCCGAAAAAACAACCCGAUAGUAGUCCAGGAAAUAGUGCCAAUUCAACCAUUCUUCGAACUGUCCCCGGAUUACUUUUCGAGAAUCCGGGCUCUAUCAGUUCGCGAGAGGCCUCGCCCUCGCCUACCCAAGAUUUCUGGUGUUCUGGCCAUCUGACCAACACGACCAUCCUAGACGGCUUGCUUGAUGCGUACUUUACCUGCUAUAAUCCAUCGUACCCGGUUGUACAUGAGCGCACAUUCCGACAAAAGUAUCAAGACCGCCAUCAGAUUCCGCCACACUCCAAUUGGCAUGCUAUUUUCUAUGUUGUUCUGGCAAUCGGAAAUUGGAUUCUGGGUCAUUCGUCGGCGUCCAAGCAGUGUGUAUACUAUCACGCGGCGCGUUCACGCAUGUCCUUGCAAAUGCUAGAGUCUGGCAGUCUUUCGACUGUUCAGGUGUUUUUGCUGAUGGGCAACUAUCUUCUGAAGCAAGAUCGUCCCAACACCGGGUCCAAUCUCAUUGGUAUCGCCUAUCGAAUGGCCCUUGGCCUGGGUCUAUAUCGCGAGUUACCCCCAGGGAAGAGCGAGUUAUUGUUCCACGAACGCCGACGAGCCUUGUGGUGGAUUGUCUACUGUUUCGAUAGUGCGUUCAGCCUGACUAUCGGCCGUUCCGUCAUGGGGUCUAAUUUUAUCGAAACCCGACUACCCCGGAAUAUAGACGAUUCGACAUGUAUCCUAUCCUCUAACCUUCCUCCGCCUACGGAUCACCCAACCGGAUAUUCCGCCAUCAUUGCGCAGGCCCAAUUAGCCUCCAUCGGAAACAGUAUCUACACGACCGUCAUUUCCGCUCCCCAAGGAGCAGUCUUCGAUAUUAAGACCACUCGCUCCCUCGACCACCAACUCGAAGCAUGGUGCCUCUCUUUACCACUCUAUUUCACAGCCCACGACAUCCCAGAGUGGUUCCGAGGCCCACGCGCAAUCGUUUUCUGGAAGGAACAGAAUCUCCGGAUGAUGCUGUGGUGGGGUGCCCGGCGUCUAACGUGUAGCUUACCUGCUGAGAUUGAGGAUGCACGCGAUAUGUGCAACUAUGUAGCUAUUGAAACUAUCCAGGAUAUUACGACUUUUUGUUUGGAGUAUCCGGAGUGUCUUCAUCCGGGACUCGGUUGGUAUGCGACAUAUUUCCUGUUCCAGGCAAGUGUCGUCCUCAGUUUUUACUCUAUACAUUCGAACAAUUUGCCCAAUGGUUUGGGGAUGGUGGAUCGGGAAUUGUGGAUGAUAUCGCUUUCUAGGGCUCGCGAGUGUUUGACUUCUUUGAGUCGGAGUGUUGCGUCGGCGAAAAGAUAUUUGAGGGUGUUGGAUCAGAUUCGCGAGCUGGCACCUGGUGUUGACAUCCCAGAGCUCAGUUCAGAGAGAAUGGAUACGCAUCCGCCUUUUGAUGCUGAUCCUGCUUUGCAGAUAUUGUUCCAAGAUGAAUGGUGGAAUGGUAAUAUACUCGAGGGGUUGACCGAGUCGGACGAAGCUUUUUCUAUGUCACCACCUGCAAACUACUAG
Molecule: messenger RNA, 1749 nt
Organism: Aspergillus sclerotioniger CBS 115572
Lineage: Eukaryota; Fungi; Ascomycota; Eurotiomycetes; Eurotiales; Aspergillaceae
Product: fungal specific transcription factor domain-containing protein
Exons: 3
Coding region: 1-1749 (582 amino acids)
Biological process (GO): positive regulation of transcription from RNA polymerase II promoter by galactose; DNA-templated transcription
Cellular component (GO): nucleus
Molecular function (GO): DNA-binding transcription factor activity, RNA polymerase II-specific; RNA polymerase II cis-regulatory region sequence-specific DNA binding; zinc ion binding
Source: RefSeq, a predicted model, not a curated record